This is a messenger RNA of Trichophyton benhamiae CBS 112371, 1032 nucleotides long. Its product is annotated as GTP binding protein (EngB), putative. Gene Ontology annotation, cellular component: mitochondrion. The transcript has a single exon. The record is from RefSeq and is a predicted model, not a curated record. The coding region runs from base 1 to 1032 and encodes 343 amino acids. Lineage: Eukaryota; Fungi; Ascomycota; Eurotiomycetes; Onygenales; Arthrodermataceae. Gene Ontology annotation, molecular function: GTP binding.
AUGGCUACACGCCCUGCGUUAACUCGCAUUUCCAGACGUCUCGUUAAGCCUAUACUCCCAGAGCUACCAAAAAGACAACCAUCGAAGUCUGGUGCGCUCGACAAUGGUGCCUCUUCCAGUACAGUGGAAUCCUCGAAAAUAGGAAAGCAACCUAGUUGGAGAACAAAACUUCAGCCGGAAGAAUACUGCUCCUACAGAGACCCUACAAUUCCAGUGCCUGAACAACUUGAAUAUGCAAGGCGGUUUUUUGCCAAAUCAAAACAUUCACCUGUCCACCUUUGGACAACGAACCUAUUCCGUAAAAUACCCGAAUCGGAUGUUCCCGAGGUGGUGUUUAUGGGCCGGUCAAAUGUGGGCAAAAGCUCGGUAAUUAACAUGCUGGUUGGGGAGGACAUCUGCUAUACCUCAGCAACGCCCGGACGGACACAAACUAUGAAUGCAUUUGGAAUCGGAGGAACGAAAGGUGGCGAAACAAAGAUUAAUAUAAUCGACUCACCUGGUUACGGCAAAGCUAGUAGACCGGAAUGGGGUCAUGAGCUGAUGAAAUAUCUAAGUAAAAGACAACAGUACGUAGGCUCUCGUUCUCGCUCUGACAGUAAUUGUGAGAUUCUUCUAACUAUUCCCAACCUUGACAGACUCAGAAGAGUAUUUCUCAUUAUUGAGUGCAAGGCCGGUGUUAAGAAUUCAGAUAAGGAAGUCCUUUCCAUCCUUCGAGAAUUUACUGUCCCUCAUCAGAUUAUCGUCAGUAAGGCCGAUAACUUUAUAACCGAAGGCAGGGCCGGAAACCAAGAGGCCCAUCGUACUGCUAGUUUGAAGCAGUUUAGACAAAUUAUUUCUCGGAUAAGAAAGGAGGUUACUCCGACUUUAGAAGAAGGGAUUCCACCUCUCGGGGACAUUUUGGCCUGCAGUAACAAAAUUCGGAUUGGAGAAGGCCAUAAUAAGCAUCCCCUGGGUAUUGAUGCAUUACAGUGGUCAAUCCUACAGGCUGCUGGUUUUGACUAUCAACCGUCCCACACAUUGUAUCCCCAGUAA